CACGCUGGGUUUUUAUGAGUCCGCGACAAGCGCGCUCUGUUUUUGACGAUCCACAACCUUCUGCCACGUGGAAGAACAUCAAGAAGCUGCGGGAAAGCGUUUCGACAAUAACCACAUUUGUAGAUCAUGGACAACUGGGAUGAGGUUACCACAAGUAAUGAAAGUGGAAUGAGCUCGUGGACCAGUGGUGGCCAAAGUUCCAGUUUUGGGAGACCGACUGAUAAUAAAGUCAGCUCCUGGAACAGUGGAGGUGAUGGUGGCUUUGGUGGCGGCAGAGAUAAAGUCAGCUCCUGGAACAGUGGAAGUGAUGGUGGCUUUGGUGGUGGCAGAGGCCGAGGGUCCAGGGGAGGUGGUGGAGAUUUCAAGAGUUUCUCUUCAGGAGCUGAUAAGAAUGGGAAUGAAGAUAAAGGCAGCUCCUGGAACAGUGGUGAAGGAGGCUUCAGGGGAAGAGGCAGAGGGGGCGGCAGAGGAUCAAGGGGAGGAGGCACCCGAAACGGGGAUGAUGGCAAUGAUGGCGGGUUUGGAGGUAGCCGGGGAGGCUUCCGAUCAGGUGGUGGUGAUGGAGGAGGAUUUGGCGGAGGAGGUUAUCGUGGACGAGAUGAGGAAGUUUUCUCUAAAGGAUCAACCACGGAUGGGGAAGGUGGUGGAGAUGGUGGCAAUCCAGGUCCCCCAAAGGUGACCUACAUACCCGAAGCCCUUUGUGAGGAGGAGGAGUCUAUUUUUGCUCAUUAUGAGUCGGGCAUCAACUUUGAUAAGUACGAUGACAUCUUGGUCGACGUCAGCGGCAGCAAUCCGCCAAAGGCCAUCAUGGGUUUUGAAGAGGCUGCCCUGUGUGAAUCUCUGAACAGGAACGUCAGUAAGUCUGGCUAUAUGAAGCCCACCCCAGUACAGAAGCAUGGCAUUCCCAUUAUCGCUGCUGGCCGGGACCUCAUGGCCUGCGCCCAGACUGGAUCUGGGAAAACGGCUGCAUUCCUACUGCCCAUCCUGCAGCAGCUGAUGGUAGACGGCGUGGCAGCUAGUAAGUUCAGCGAGGUCCAGGAGCCAGAGGUUAUUAUAGUGGCCCCAACCAGGGAGCUGAUCAACCAGAUCUACAUGGAAGCCAGGAAGUUUGCCCAUGGUACUUGUGUGCGUCCAGUGGUGGUUUACGGUGGCAUAAGCACCGGUCACACCAUUCGCGAGAUACUGAAGGGCUGCAAUGUGCUGUGUGGGACUCCAGGAAGACUGAUGGACAUGAUUGGAAGAGGAAAGAUUGGCUUGAGCAAGCUGCGUUACCUGGUGCUGGAUGAGGCUGACAGGAUGCUGGACAUGGGCUUUGAGCCUGCAAUGCGCAAGCUGGUGGGGUCCCCAGGCAUGCCAGCUAAAGAGGACCGCCAGACCCUUAUGUUCAGCGCUACCUACCCCGAGGACAUCCAAAAACUGGCUGGUGACUUCCUGAAGAAGGACUAUCUGUUCCUUGCUGUGGGCGUGGUGGGCGGAGCCUGCAGUGAUGUAGAGCAGGUCGUGGUUCAGGUGACCAAGUUCUCCAAAAGAGACCAACUACUGGAGGUCCUGAAGACUACAGGGUCUGAACGCACAAUGGUCUUUGUGGAAACCAAGAGGCAGGCUGACUUUAUCGCGACGUUCCUGUGUCAGGAGAAGGUUAAUACUACUAGUAUUCACGGUGACCGUGAGCAGAGGGAGCGUGAACAGGCGCUCGGCGACUUCCGCUCAGGAAAGUGUCCUGUCCUGGUGGCCACCUCUGUUGCUGCCCGUGGACUGGACAUCAAGGAUGUCCAACACGUAGUCAAUUUUGACCUUCCCAACAACAUUGAUGAGUACGUCCACCGCAUCGGGAGAACAGGUCGCUGUGGGAACACCGGGAGAGCUGUGUGUUUCUUUGACCCGGAGGCCGACAGCAACCUGGCACGCUCCCUGGUCAAAGUCCUGUCUGGGGCCCAGCAGGAGGUGCCCAAAUGGCUGGAGGAAGCUGCCUUCAGUGCUCAUGGCACUACAGGGUUCAACCCAGGUGGGAGAAUCUUUGCCUCCACUGAUAGCAGGAAGGGUGGCUCUUUCCAGAGAGAUGGGGCAAGUCAUCUAGCUGCUGCCCUGAGCAGUGGCGCAGAUGACGACGAGUGGGAGUGAUGAGGCACAUCUGCAAUUCUUUUCGUUUUUGUGUUUUCAAACCUAAGUCAUGUUUUGGUUCAAAUUUAACUUUUCUUUUAGUGUUUCUUAUUUUGUUUAAAGAAAAUAAUUUUGCGCUGCUUGAUAUUUCUGGAAAUGUGUAUAGUCCUGGAUAUGGGAAACCGAUUAAUGUCAACCACUGGUUAAAAUCUGUGUGCUUGAGGUAAAACUUCACAAAUGAAUGUUCUAGCUAUUAUUAGUGCUUCUGGUUCUUGUGGUUUGAAUUGUGACGCAUCACUUUGAACUUAUUAUUUUCCUCUUUCACCCAAAUGUUUUACCUUGUUGAAUAUGUGCCAUUUACACCCUCGUGUGUUUUGAACUGAACUAUUGAGUAAGGCGUGUUUGUCCCCAAAUAAUACCUGUAAAGCAUUCUAUUUCUGUAAGGAUUCUGCAUUUAGACCAAACUGGUUCUGUUAACCAGUCUGAGUUGACCCACGUUUUGGAUCGCUUGUUUGUUACUGAUGUACAAGAGUGCUUAUGUUGUAUUAAAUAUUCAUGGAAUUUUGUGCCAGGCAAAAUGAGCAAAUACAUUUGAUUUACUUGACUGAUUCAUGCAGACAUUUGAAAUAUGGAUAAAGGCCAAUUUUUAUUCAAAAUAAAGAAUGUCUUGGAUAAUU
Salvelinus fontinalis (brook trout) is the source of this 2777-nucleotide messenger RNA. RefSeq names its product DEAD (Asp-Glu-Ala-Asp) box polypeptide 4 (gene ddx4). Gene Ontology annotation, molecular function: RNA helicase activity; ATP binding; RNA binding. Gene Ontology annotation, biological process: gamete generation; cell differentiation. Lineage: Eukaryota; Metazoa; Chordata; Actinopteri; Salmoniformes; Salmonidae. The transcript is spliced from 25 exons. The record is from RefSeq and is a predicted model, not a curated record. Gene Ontology annotation, cellular component: P granule; nucleus. The coding region runs from base 127 to 2121 and encodes 664 amino acids.